CAUAGAAACAAUUUCCAGAAAAAUUGGAAGCAAAACAACAAUAAGAUGAGAAGACACAAGGCAGAAAAUCGUUAAUAUUAUUAGAAUUUUAGCUGUUUAUAUAGCUAUAUAAAAGAAUUUCAAAAUUUCAUUAACUUAUUUCAACGGAAACCUCUCAGUUUUAAAAAUUUGAACCGUUAUAGUUUAGUACAAUGAUGGACGAAUUGGAAACGCCAGGAAGGAGAAUCACUCGGAGUAUGACUAUGAAAGCAGGCUCAGCAGUUUGCGAAGAAAUCAAGCUCUCUGCCUUACUAAAGGCGACAAAAAUUUGCGAAGCAAAGAGAGCAGAGGAGACAUUGGCCCUGGAGUUGAAAGUUGAAGAGGAAUAUGUGAUCAAAACAAGCAGCAGCAUCCUUGUGGAGUCUCUUUCCUCAUCCAAGCUUGACGAUAAAUUUGAAGGGGUAACAAGCCUGAAAAAUGCAGACGCAGAUGAUGCAGAUUCAGUGCAAAGGCGAAUUUUGGAAAACAUGGAACUUGAGAGACUACGAGACGUGGAGGAUGCUGUGCUAAACAGAGUUGCUAAGCUGAGGGCGUACUCGAUUGCAAUUCGAGCUACUCUGGAAGAGCGAGCCAAGCAGAGAGAAAAGGAGCGACGAGAGGAAGAGGCCGCUUUGCAGAAUGAAUCCGAGGGCUUGGAAAACUUGGAGCGCAACCGAACAGCUCUUGUCCUACAGCUUCAGUCAAAGAAAAACGUGGAGCAGGAAAAGAAAAUUGAAAAGAUCAUUGAUGACGCAAGUAAAUUCGACUUACGGAAGCGGGAAGAGCUCAAAGCGAAACGAGAGUUGCUCGAGAAAAUCGUCUCCAACCAACACAAGUUCAGAGAAAAGUACCAGCAGCUUUCAGAUGUUUUGAAGGCUUUUCCAUUUAGGGAUGAAAUUAUUUCUGGAGGCACCAUUACACAAGAAGUGGCUGCAAUUAAAAAUCUGACAGGUAUGAUGGAAACUCUCAGCAAGCAGUGCAAAGUUGGAGAAGUGAGCAAUUUGGAUCUGACAACAUCAGAAGCACUCGUCCAAAGCUUAGAGGCGGGUUUUUCUGCAAUUAAUGGAAAAUUGGAGGGUAUAAAAAAGGUGAAAGAAGAGGCCAAUCGACCAGUCAUUGCAGAGGUGAAGGCUGAGCCUGCAACUCCACCUGCUUAUGAACCCGUACAGGCUGCCCAACCACCAGAGAAUGUUGUAAGACCUCUACAAAGAGAAAUUGUUGCUCCUACUCCAAAAGCACUAGAGCCAACGCAAGAAAAGCCUACAGUAACUGGAUUGGAGGGUUUUAUUUCAAGGGAGAACUUAGCUGAACUGACUAGGCUGCAAGCUUUCUUAGAGCAGCGUUUGAACCUCGUCAAGCCAUUCGAAACGGAUCAGUCGAUGAAAAAGCUCAGAUUCCAGCUACAGAAAUCGGUUAACACACCGUUGAAUGCUAUAUCUGCUGUGAGUAAUUCGCACUUAAAGGACAAAUUGCAACGUCUUCAGGCUGUGUUAAGAGGCCAAACAGUUGAGGUUACUGGCACAGUAAUAUCUGCAAACUCGCACCCACAAGGAAUUGCUUACUGCACAAAUUUGCUUGCCGAGAGAAUAGUUGAGCAAGGAGAGCAGAUUGUUUCCAGCAAACCUGAUAGUGCUUUUGCAAUUGCAGCUGUAGCAUUGACAAUAUGGUCCGAAUUCCCUGAAUUUGGGGACUUGCUGUUAGCUCAUUUUUACACAAAGUGCCCAUUCCUUGUUCCGUAUUAUUCCCCUAGACCUGCAGGUUCAUCUGACGAGAACUAUUACAAAUCUUUGGGGUAUAAAUAUGAUGAGGAUGGAAAAAUAGAGCCACAAGACAAGUAUUUGAAAAGGAUGACUGGUACUGCCCAUUUAUUCUUUGCAAUACUUAUCUCCAAAUUGCCUCGAGACAUUUCAUCUCAACCUCCACCCACGCUUGCCAAAAUUUGGACAUGGCUUGCAUCACUCUUAAAUCUUGACCCAAGACCUGAUAUAUCGGCUACAAUUCUUCUGACUUGCUUGGAGGUGGCAGGGCAUUUGCUGUGUUCUACAUAUCAAAAGCAAUUCCACAAAAUGUUUAUUGUCAUCGUCAACAAUUAUUUCCCACUUAUUCAACAGCUCUCACCCAAUGUAGCAAGUGGACCUAUUUCUAGACUCGAAAUGUUUCUGUCAAAGGCUUGCAAGGGCUUUAUUUUUCCUCCCCCGACUGGUGCUCUUCCGCAGCACUUCUGGUAAUGCCAAACAUACACAGUGACACAUGUAUGACUUAUGAAAUCAACAAAAUCAACCAGUUAAUUGUAAUUUUAAUGAAAUUAAAAAAUAUUUUCUUAACUUUGAAAA
Messenger RNA from Neocloeon triangulifer, 2351 nucleotides. RefSeq names its product mRNA export factor Gle1 (gene Gle1). The record is from RefSeq and is a predicted model, not a curated record. Gene Ontology annotation, biological process: poly(A)+ mRNA export from nucleus; regulation of translational initiation; regulation of translational termination. The coding region runs from base 192 to 2246 and encodes 684 amino acids. Lineage: Eukaryota; Metazoa; Arthropoda; Insecta; Ephemeroptera; Baetidae. The transcript has 12 exons. Gene Ontology annotation, molecular function: translation initiation factor binding; phospholipid binding; inositol hexakisphosphate binding. Gene Ontology annotation, cellular component: nuclear pore cytoplasmic filaments; nuclear pore; cytoplasm.